Molecule: messenger RNA, 3748 nt
Organism: Schistocerca nitens (vagrant locust)
Lineage: Eukaryota; Metazoa; Arthropoda; Insecta; Orthoptera; Acrididae
Gene: Eip63E
Product: cyclin-dependent kinase 14
Exons: 11
Coding region: 181-1374 (397 amino acids)
Biological process (GO): protein phosphorylation
Cellular component (GO): nucleus; cytoplasm; cytosol
Molecular function (GO): cyclin binding; cyclin-dependent protein serine/threonine kinase activity; ATP binding
Source: RefSeq, a predicted model, not a curated record
CCUUAAUCACCAGUGUUAGCCAUCUCGAAGGAGGAAUCCGAGGAGGCCAACUCCCGCGGCGGCAAGCUGCCGUACAAUGGCUACUCGGACGAGUUCCUCGACCGUCUCGAGCCCAACGGCAAUAUCCCCGCCGACAAGGACCUGCGAGGAUAUGGUCUGAGGUCGACGUCAGGCGGAGCUAUGUCAGACUGGGAUGGCCUGGGCGAUCGCGACCGAGUGACGCGGCAGCUGUCCGUGUCGAGCGACUCCAAGCUGCUGGACGAGGACAUCCGCGAGGAGGCGAGAGUCAUCUUGCGGCCCAAGAAGCCGCCGCGGCCCAAGUCCGAGGUCUUCCUCAACAAGGAGGGCCAGCGCCGCACCAAACGCUACUCCGCCUUCGGGGGUGAUUCGCCUUUUGGCAAGUCAGAGGCGUACAUUAAACUGGAACAGCUGGGAGAGGGAUCAUAUGCGACUGUCUUCAAAGGUUACAGCAACCUGACGAACCAAGUUGUGGCCUUAAAGGAGAUCAGAUUACAAGAGCAGGAAGGUGCCCCUUUCACAGCCAUAAGAGAGGCAUCUCUGCUUAAGGAGUUGAAGCACUGCAAUAUAGUAACAUUGCACGAUAUUGUGCACACGCGGGAGACACUUACAUUUGUUUUUGAAUAUGUGCACACUGACCUCUCUCAGUAUAUGGAGAAGCAUAGCGGUGGGCUGGAGCCACGCAAUGUGCGACUGUUCCUUUUUCAACUACUUCGUGGCUUGGCUUACUGCCAUCGCCGUCGUGUCCUGCACCGUGAUGUCAAACCUCAAAAUCUUCUCAUCAGUGAGAUAGGAGAGCUCAAAUUAGCUGACUUUGGCCUUGCCCGUGCAAAAUCUGUGCCCUCACACACCUACUCCCAUGAAGUAGUCACUCUGUGGUAUCGUCCACCAGAUGUGUUGCUUGGCAGUACAGAGUAUUCCACCUCAUUAGAUAUGUGGGGUGUUGGAUGUAUAUUUGUUGAAAUGAUCACAGGUGUACCUACGUUCCCGGGAGUUCGGGAUACGUAUGACCAGCUGGAUAAAAUUUUCAAGGUGCUUGGCACACCAACAGAAGAGACGUGGGAAGGAGUUACUCGCUUGCCUGGCUAUAAACCACACAAGCUGGGGUUCUAUCGUGGUCAGAAACUUGGCUUGACCUUUCCAAGGCUCUAUGAUAUAAUGGAAGGCGAGAAUAUGGCAUCUGCACUCUUACAGCUCAAUCCAGACAACAGGAUAGGUGCAGAAGAUGCACUGAGGCAUCGUUACUUUGCCUCACUUCCUCGGAAGCUGUAUGAAUUACCAGAUGAAAACUCCAUCUUUAGUGUAGAGGGAGUCUACCUGUUUCCUGAAGGACGGUCUUGUUCUGUGAAGACCUGAGGUUCGUGGGAAUUUGCCAUUUAUUCACCACCAUCAUGAAAAAUGUGGCUGAUGGUUGCACUGAAGCUUUUUGAUGGCCAUAAAAUUGCCUUGGUGUGUGUGAGAGAGAGACAGAUAAAAAAAGUGACUCGAUUGGCUGUAACUUGUUGACACCAUCAAUAUUUUUGUUUAUUUCGGAUGGAACAGCUCAGGGACGAUUGUUAUGACUGUUGAGAUUUUGACGUUAUGAACAUUGCUUGCUCAAAUCACAUUUGCUUACAUCUACUGAGAGUACAAUAAAAGUGUUCUCAGCACAUGUGUGAUCUGUCUUUAAUGCAGUUUUGUAAUAGCCAAGGCAAUAUGUACCAGACGGAACAUUUUUUUCUAAAUAGGUACAAUGUUGUAUUUCAGAACUGCCCUUUAUGAUUGCAGUACUUUACAACUCGAAUUUUAAUAGUGAAGAUGAAAAUUUCCCCAGUGAGUGAAAAAAUUAGUAGAAUGAAAUUAAAAAAAAAAAGUACUUUUAAUGGUGAAAUUUAAGCGGAGAGGAUAAAGUAGCAGUGCAUUAGCAAAUCUAUUCUAAUGGCUUUCAUCGAAGAAAACAUUCUCACCUGUUGCCAUAAAUUUUGCACGGCUCUGCACGUUCAUUCCUUCCAGAGUGCUCAAUUAUUAUUGUUGAUCUACUUAUUCAGGCUGUUUAGCAAGGUGAUAUGUAUUGAUUUGUAAAUAAAAGUUAAUGUGAAGACAUCUCUCUGCUUCUUACAGUGUAUACUUUCUGUGCUUUGUUCAAUAGUCUGAAGUAACGUAUGCCCAAAUGUGUCAUGUACUGCUCAUAGUCAUUGUAUAAAAAUUUAUGUGGAUUAUGGCAAAGGAAUAGUUUGCUGGGAAUAAGCUGUUUCGGGAAGACCCGAUCAGUGUGUUCUAGAUCUGAAAUGUGAUUUCUCUAUUGACAGCAUGUAAAAUGUUCCUGUUUCAUUCUGUUUACAUAUAUUUUUUAGCAACUGUAUAUGAUAAGGGGCCAACAGUUAUAUGUAAGUAAAAUAAGAACUGGAUAAAUUUGUUGAACCAUCAAAUUCUGUCUGGUGGUAUUUUCAAAUAAUAACACUGUAAGCGCACAUUUGUGUUGAGAUACUGACUGAAAUUGUCAGUAAAUAUAGCAAAACAAAUGGAUUUGCUUGGUAACUGGAUACUUCUAAUGUUCAUGAACAGGGUGUUUCGAUUCCUACGAUAUUCUUGUAUGGUUCACUUGCUUUUGGCCUUGAAGAGUGUAUGUGCUGUUGUUGGUAAUGUUGCUAUUUUCUUAAAAUUCGAUUUGCAGUUUCUCUAUUUUAAAGAAAAAUCAAUGAACGAUAUACACUGCACUGAACUGUCAGAUUCUAUGUAAUAUAUUUUAGUUGACUAUGUAUUCAUGAUGUGCCAAAUAACUCUUUAAGUAGCAGUGUUUCUGCAGUCAGCAGUCUGUGGCAUUUGAACUGUGAUUUUUCAGAGCAUUAGAAUUGAUUGAUGACAAUCCCAUUUUACUUCCCUUGCUCUAAAACCAAAACGGUGGAAUAGUGAGGCUUAAAAUUACUUUCAUUAGUUUAAUGAAGUACAAUAAAAAAAUUAGAGUAGGAUGAUGUGACAUGUUGGUAAUUCUAGAUACAGUAAAUCAUUUUCAGCCACCCAUUUAUUUAUUAACUGUGAGAGUUUACUAGUAUAUUUUUAUAAGCAUUUGAAUUAGUGUAAAUUAUGAUCAGCACACAUUCUCCCUUGUAAUUUGGGAAAAACUGUGAAUCACACGAAAACCUUCUUACAGUUUUUCAGAAACAGACAAUAUUUUUUCUGUUAUUUGCUUCAGAUUCCAGAUUUUAUCCUGGAAUUAACAGUAACAUUACAUUAACUUACCAACAUGGGGGCAAACCAAAAUGUUUGUCUCUGGUUAAGAUCGAAGUUCUUAAUCACCUGUAUUUAUGACGUAAAACUUACUUUUUCUUCAUUACUUUGAUGAGAAGUAUUAGGUCCAACAUGUCACCUCAAGUGGGUUGGUCAAAUUUAGGUAUAGAGGGUAACACAGUACUAUGUUUAGGAACUAGGGAAAAAAUUCAGAAGUGUUUUGAAAGGGAGAGCACUAUUCCAUACUGCACCAACCCUUGUCCUAAGUUUUUACAAAUAAAUCAUUUGAGAAACAAUUAUGUUCAGACAAAGCAGUUAUACAGAUAUUAAGAGGUGAUUAGUAGCACAUACAUCUUCUGCUUGUGUACUGAAAGAAAGAGCAACAGACUACAAAAAUUUGUAUGACUUUUCAGCACCUCUUAGUUUACAUUACAAAGAGUAAUUUAAUAUUAUACAUGAUAAUAUACAUGUAAAAUUUGAAAUGUAAAUAGUUAUUGGUUGUUUAUACCACUAAAAAUCAUGA